GUUCCUUUUUGAGAAUUAUAUGGGUGUGCUCAACUAGCUUGAACAACGUUUUAAGCCGUUUUUCUCUUGUCGGAUAGUAAGAUUGAACUAAAAAAUAAAAAAUGGAAGCAGUAGUAUUCGACGGGAAGACUCUGUCUCUCAAGUAUGAGAAGAAUUAUCCGAUGCCGAAGGUGAUCAAUGAUGAUGACGUCAUCGUCAAAGUGGAGUAUUCAGGCAUCUGUGGCACUGAUCUCCAUAUCAUUCAGGGUGAGUUCCCGGCUUCCAAGGAGCGCCCUUUUCCACUAGGACACGAGUUCAGCGGUGUCGUACACGAUGCUGGCAAGAAGUCCAUCUUCAAGAAGGGACAGAAGGUCGUCGUUGACCCUAACUGCGCGUGCAACCUCUGCGACUUCUGCCGCAACGGUAACUACCAGUACUGCACUACAGCCGGCAUCAACAGUACUGUCGGCAUCUGGCGCGACGGUGGAUGGGCGCAGUACACCAGAGUACCCCAGAUCCAGGUCUUCGCGCUGCCUGAACCUAUCACUACUGAGCAAGCGGGUCUAUGCGAGCCGUACUCCUGUGUCUCUCACGGAUUCGACAGAGCCUCACCCCUGUUUGUCGGACAGAAGAUACUGGUCGUCGGCGCCGGAAUUAUUGGUAACCUGUGGGUAAGCGUGCUUCACCUCCACGGCCAUCGUGACGUCACAGUUUCCGAAAUGAACAAGAGCAGAUUGGAGAUCGUCAAGAAUUUGGAAACGGGCUACAGACUCAUCACACCUGACGUUUUAGCACAAGAAAAGCAACUUUAUGACGUCAUCAUCGACUGCACAGGCGUGGGCAAAGUGAUGGAGAUCAACUUCAACUACUUGAUACAAGGAGGCAAAUACGUCUUGUUCGGUUGCUGUCCCCCCACACAUCAAGCUUCAGUGAACCCCUUCCAAAUCUACGACAAAGAACUCACCAUCAUUGGUGUGAAGAUCAAUCCGUUCAGCUUCCCAAAGGCUAUUGGUCUUCUCAAGGCCAUGGGCAGCAGGUACGUGGACUACAAGAAGCUGGGAGUGAAGACCUACGCGUUGGCUGAAUACAAAAAGGCCCUGGAUGACUUGAAGGCUGGUACCAUUGCCAAAGCUCUUUUCAAAAUUGUAUAAAAUAUAAAAUGAUGAUGAUGAUGA
Messenger RNA from Pectinophora gossypiella (pink bollworm), 1154 nucleotides. RefSeq lists its product as uncharacterized. Lineage: Eukaryota; Metazoa; Arthropoda; Insecta; Lepidoptera; Gelechiidae. The record is from RefSeq and is a predicted model, not a curated record. The coding region runs from base 102 to 1130 and encodes 342 amino acids. The transcript is spliced from 10 exons.